Molecule: messenger RNA, 3404 nt
Organism: Heterocephalus glaber (naked mole-rat)
Lineage: Eukaryota; Metazoa; Chordata; Mammalia; Rodentia; Bathyergidae
Source: RefSeq, a predicted model, not a curated record
GUGGUCCAGAGUUGGAUUGGGAGCGGGAGAGCUGACCUGUUCUCUGUUUCAGGUUCUUGGGGAUGCUCCUCCCCAGAAACACACUUCCCUGCUAACCCACACGAGAUCUAGACACUGCUGAGCCCAGUGGAAAGCUACCAGCUCUAUUGUGCUGAACGAGGCAAAUAGAAACGGCCCUAGAAACAGGAAGUUCCGCCCCUGGAGUGGGAGCCACUGAUAGCCCUGGGUCUCACUCUUGUAGGAUCUGGCAGAAAGGCCUGGCCAGGAAGAUGCCUUCUGCCUGACAUUCAGGAAGCAAGCUCCUUCCAGCAGGGCUAGACCCUGGGCUUUCGUUUUUUUCUUUUUCUUUUUUUUUUGGUACCGGGGAUCAAACUUGGGUCCUCAUGCUUGCAAGGCAGGUGGCAGAACCACUGAGCUAAAUCCCCAGCCCUGGGCUUUCUUGUUCCAGGCCUGUCUCCUUGUCACCUGCUCCCCAGCUCUCCCCGCUGGGCUUCUGGGCUGGGCUGGGCUGAAUUAGAGCACAACAGCUAGCUUUCGGUCUCAGGCUUCCUUCUGCAGCCCGUUUUCCUUAGGUUUGGUUUGCUUCAAGGUUUCUGCAUUUUUCCAAAUCCAUGUCCUCUUAGAACAGAACCUAUAGAUUGGAGGAAACUUUGUUUUUCUUUUUGGUACCGGGGAUCUAACUCCAGACCUUGCGCUUUCAAGGUAGGCACCGGACCACUGAGCUAAAUCCCUGGCCCUAGAGGAAACUUUGGAGAGGGGAGCCGGACUCAUAGCCAAUACCGUUAACCCACCAAAGACCCACGACUCACCCAGGGUCAGGACUGCCACACCAGUUUUUCUCUUCACACUCCCUAUCCUUGGAAAACUAAUCGCUCUGAGCCUCAGUUUCCCCACAUGUAAAUGGAGGGAAGCUUUAGAUUUUACGAGUUACCACAUGUAGUGUCCAACAUGGUGGCUGGGGCAGAUGCAGAAGGUAGCCUCCUGCCAUGUAACUAUUCUGCCCACUCCCCCUUGGCUGCCCUUGCCCAGGUCUGUUUUGUAGGGUACAGUGCAGUUCCUGCCACCUGAUGCAGGAGCCACCCAGAUGGCUGGGGUAGCAGGGUGAGGAAGUUCUGGGAGGUUAGGGGCCAGGGAGACAGGACAGGAAGGAGCCAGCUAAGAAAGGCUGCAUGCUGGGACCAGUGAAGCAGCUUAGAAGUGGGCAAGAGGGGAACUGUGGUGGAAGUAGUUGGCAGAGAAGGACAGAUGGGUGCCAGGAGAGGGAAUGUGUGCAGCAUGCAGGGGAGGGCGGAGGAGGGGCAGUGGGGAGACCCAGGGCUGAGGAAGUAAACAGGAGAGUGCCACCACAGGGGUGGAGGGUGCUGCUGCUGGGAAUCGGCCCCCUCAGACUUUCCACUGCGAAGUGAAACUGUGAGCCCUGGGGCGUGGGGGGCGGGCAGCCUGGAGGGGAAGUGGGGAAGGUGAGGGAGACAUAAGGACCGGGCCAGGUCCCUGGAGCAGCAGAACAGCACCCAGCUCCUGACAGCCACCUUCCUCCAGUCCACUCUGCCACACCCUGCCUGGUCCCCAGGGUGCCCCAGGCACUGCCCGGACUCGGGCCUCCAUCCCUGGUCCUCCCACUCUCCCUCCAGGCCUGGGGGUGGGGUCCCCUGUCCUCUAGAGCCCUCUCUCCACUGCCCUCUGCAGCACUUUGCUUUAGUCCCCCUGUCCCCUGCUGACCUCCCUUAGGAGGGCUCAGCCUGGCCCGGGCCGCAGGGGAGAUGGGGCAGACUCAGUUGCUGGGCUUGGUGCUUCUACAAUUGCUGUGGGCUGCUCCAGCAGAGGCUCCAGGGCCCGGGAAAGAGGUCCCAGUGGUGUGGGCUCAGGAGGGGACUUCUGCCCAACUCCCCUGCAGCCCCACAAUCCCCCUCCAGGAUCCAGGCCUUCUGCGAAGAGGAGGGGUCACUUGGCAGCAUCAGCCAGACAGUGGACCCGCUGCUCAGGCUCCCGCCCCCUCUCGGCCCUGGAACCUCGGCCCUGGCAGAGAAGUGGCGCCCGGCACGGGCCCGCAGCGCUACACAGUGCUGAGCGUGGCCCCCGGGGGCCUCCGCAGCGGGCGGCUCCCCCUGCAGCCCCGCGUGCAGCUGGACGAGCGCGGCCUCCAGCGCGGGGACUUCUCGCUGUGGCUACGCCCGGCCCUGCGCGCCGACGCCGGCGAGUAUCACGCCGCCGUGCGCCUCCGGGACCGCGCGCUUGCCUGCCGGCUCCGUCUGCGCGUGGGCCAGGCCUCGAUGGCGGCCAGCCCUGCGGGACCUCUCAGGACCGCCGACUGGGUCAUCCUGAACUGCUCCUUCAGCCGUCCUGACCGCCCGGCCUCUGUCCACUGGUUCCGGGGUCCAGGCCGCGUCCCAGUCCAGGAGUCCGCCCAUCACCACUUAGCAGAAGGCUUCCUCUUCCUGCCCCAAGUCAGCCCCGUGGACUCUGGGAUGUGGGGCUGUGUCCUCACCUACAGAGACGGCUUCGAAGCCCGGAUCUCACACAACCUCACCGUCCGGGGUCUGGAGCCCCUAGGCCCCCUGAUGGUAUAUGCUGGAGCAGGCUCCAAGGCGGAGUUACCAUGCCACCUGCCUCCUGGUGUGGCAACCCAGUCUUCCCUCGUCGCCAAGUGGGCCCCUCCUGGUGGGGGCCCUGACAUCCCAGUGGCUGGAGACAAUGGCAACUUCACUCUUCGACUGGAGGCUGUGAGCCUGGCGCAGGCUGGGACCUACACCUGCUGCAUCCAUCUGCAGGGGCAGCAGCUCUGUGCCACGGUCACCUUGGCAGUCAUCACAGUGACUCCCGAAUCCUCUGGGUCACCCGGCUCCCUGGGUAAGCUGCUGUGUGAGGUGACCCCAGCAUCAGGACGAGAGCGCUUUGUGUGGAGGCCCCUGGACAGGUGGUCCACAAGGAAUUUCCCAGGACCCUGGCUGGAGAUGGCGGAGGCCCAGCUCCUUUCCCAACCCUGGCAGUGCCAGCUGCACCAAGAGGAGAGGCUUCUCGGAGCAGCGGUGUAUGUCCCAGAGUCUAGCCCAGGUGCCCAGCGCUCUGGGAGAGCCCCAAGUGCCCUCCGAGCAGCCCCGCUCCCGCUCUUUCUCACCCUGGGUACCCUCUCAUUGCUCCUUUUGGUGACUGGAGCAAUUGGCUUUCACUUUUGGAAAAGACAGAGGAGACUGAGAAGAUUUUCUGCCUUAGAGCUUGGGAUUCACCCUCCUCAGACUCAGAGCAAGAUAGAGGAGCUUGAGGAGGAUCCAGAGCCAGAGCUGGAGCCAGAGCUGGAACCAGAGCCAGAGCCAGAGCUGGAGCCAGAGCUGGAGCCCGGGCAGCUGUGACCUGGAGGGAAGGCAGCAACGGAUCCUAGCAGCUCACCCCAUAAUAAACCCCGUCAG